UUGCACAUUUGACGCUGAUCGGGCGGAAACAUGGAGACUCCUGACAACUCUACCGCCGCUGUCAAGUUCGUCUUCAGGGGGACUUUAGUCCACUCGACCCCCGAGGAGGCGCUGCAGAUCCGGGAAGAUGCGCUGCUGGGAGUGGACGCCGACGGAAAGAUUGCGUUCAUUGAGGAUGGUAAGAAGUUACAGGACAUUUCCAAGAGUUCUGGAUUUAACCCCUCUGCAAUCACUCAACUGGGACAACAGGAGUUCCUCAUGCCUGGAUUGAUAGACACCCACAUCCAUGCAUCCCAGUACAGCUAUGCAGGCACAGCCCUGGACAUGCCUCUGCUGCAGUGGCUCAACACCUACACCUUUCCUGUGGAGUCGCGCUUUAAGGACUUAGAGUUUGCGAAACAGGUCUACACUCAAGUAGUGAAAAGGACCUUAAGGAACGGGACAACCACUGCGUGUUACUUUGCCACUAUACACACUGAUGCAUCUCUCCAGCUUGGUCGGAUCGCAGAUGACUUUGGGCAACGUGCCUUAGUAGGGAAGGUGUGUAUGGACAGAGAUAAUGGCGUGAAAGAUUACACAGAAACCUCUCAAGAGUCUCAAGAUGAGACCAAUCGGUUCAUCAAAGAACUACUAAACCAAAAGUACCCUCUGGUGAAGCCGGUGGUCACUCCACGUUUCGCACCUUCAUGCACAGAACCCUUGCUUGCUCAGCUCGGAGAAAUUGCCAAGAAUAACAACCUGCAUAUUCAGAGUCACAUCAGUGAAAACCUUGAGGAGAUAACUCUCGUAAAGGGGCUGUUUCCCCAAUCAGAGUCUUACACAGACGUCUAUCACAGGUUCAACCUUCUCACUAACAAGACGGUUAUGGCCCAUGGCUGCCAUCUCAGUGAUGAAGAAUUGGUUCUGUUCAGGGAAACAGGAGCUGCUUUGUCCCACUGUCCCAAUUCAAACUUCUCGUUAUGCAGCGGAGUGUUAAAUGUACGCAACGUCCUGAAUCACAAUGUGAAGCUGGGGUUGGGUACAGAUGUAGCAGGAGGCUACUCGUCUUCUAUGCUUGACGCCGUAAGAAGAACUCUGGAUGCAUCCAAAGUCCUGAAAAUCCAGAACCCAGAACAUGAAACACUCUCCUUUGAGGAGGUCUUCAGACUGGCUACACUGGGAGGCAGCCAAGCCCUGUCCCUGGAUGAUCGAACAGGAAACUUUGAAGUGGGAAAAGACUUUGAUGCCCUCAGAGUUAAUGUGGCUGCUCCGGGUGGACCCAUCGACCUGAUCCAAAAAGAGAAACCACAGAUUCUUCUGGAGAAGUUCUUGAAUUUGGGUGAUGAUCGAAACAUUGUGGAGGUGUUUGUAGCCGGCAGGAAGGUGGUUCCUUUCUGAGUCCUAUGAGCAGACAGAACGUCAACCUUCCUCACGGGUCCAGAUCAAUCUGACUCAAAGAAUCAAACACACACUGUGGCUGCCUCAAGUUUGUUUUUGCACAACAUUAGAUAAAUGAGAGUGAAAUUUUGUAUACCCAGGGAUAUUUUUUGUGUUUUAGGACAGAAUGUGUAACACAGUUAAGGUCAAGCAAACCUACUGAUCCUGUUCAGUCCUCAGAGUCUCUCUGAGGAGUCUGGUUCGGCAACUUUUAAUCAGGAAACAAGGGACUUUUUAAAUAUGUGGAAGUUUGUACUUUUUAAGAUAACUGGCUAAUAAUUAGCCUGGGGAUUUUCAUUAUUGUCUGCUACUUAUAAAUCUUCUUAAUUUAGUAAAUAACCCACACUGAAAAAAAGCCAUCUUUGUUCUUGUAUGCAUUAGUUUGUUUUAACCAAACUUCUUUGAAUAACUAAUAAGGGGACUUGUUGUUUUUCAGUGUGCUCAGGGUGCAGAUACUGCAGUAGCUUUAUGUUCUCAUUUCUAUGCUCUCGGUGUUGAAAAUUUCUUUGCAAAGGUUGAAAUUGUGCUCUAAUAACUGGACACUCCAACUAAAUGCAGCAAUUCAAGAGUUUAAGCAGUAGAGGUGUGUAAGGCUUUUAUUUUAAAGUAUCCUCUUUUUUUCUCUGUAGUAUAUUGUAGUGUUGAAGUGGAAAAAUUAUGGUGUUAAGGUCUCUAUUUACACUUCCCGAGCACAUCUAAGGAUUCAGGGCCUUAUUACAGAAAAAUAUUUGUGAUUUUGAAAUGGUUUGGUAUUAAGAUAUUUCAUUCAAUAUACUAAUAAUCAAUACAUAUUUUUGGAAUUUUGUAAUACUUUUAUAAGCACUUUUUAAUUAUUGGGGAAUUAUGAAGAAUGUGGACUUACAGUUAAAUAGGCACUUUUGUUGUUGACAGUAUUUAAGUCAAGUUUGCUUUUACUGAAGAAGAUGUUAAUUUAAUCUCGACAAAUGACUGUGUCUGAGUCACUUUUCAUAUGAAGGUCAUCCUCUGUGUUGUUUUUGAAAUAUAAAAUUAUAUAUAAAUAAAGAAAUAUACACAGGU
This is a messenger RNA of Fundulus heteroclitus (mummichog), 2454 nucleotides long. RefSeq names its product guanine deaminase (gene gda). NCBI's taxonomy places the organism in Eukaryota, Metazoa, Chordata, Actinopteri, Cyprinodontiformes, Fundulidae. Bases 31 to 1377 code for a protein of 448 amino acids. The transcript has 14 exons. Gene Ontology annotation, cellular component: cytosol. Gene Ontology annotation, biological process: guanine catabolic process. The record is from RefSeq and is a predicted model, not a curated record. Gene Ontology annotation, molecular function: zinc ion binding; guanine deaminase activity.